AUGCCUGAUCUCGGUGGUAAGUGCCAUAUCUUAAGCUUCAUCACAGCUAUCAUACUGAUUGUGACAGAGGCGGAAACAAUCCGCAUUCUCGUGGCAACAGAUAAUCAUGUCGGGUAUAAUGAGCGGGAUCCGAUACGAGGAGACGACAGCUGGAAGAGCUUCCACGAAGUGAUGUGUCUGGCUAGGGAGCGAGACGUGGACAUGGUACUUCUGGCCGGCGAUCUAUUUCAUGAGAACAAGCCGUCGCGAAAAUCCAUGUACCAAGUCAUGCGGUCGAUUCGAAUGAACUGCUUGGGUGACAAACCGUGUGAGCUGGAGAUGCUCAGUGAUGCGAGUGAGAAUUUCCAAGGAGCGUUCAAUCACGUCAACUACGAAGACUUGGACAUCAACGUUGCCAUUCCGAUCUUCUCCAUCCAUGGAAACCAUGAUGAUCCCUCGGGCGAGGGUCAUCUCGCAGCGUUGGAUCUACUCCAAGUAUCAGGGCUGUUGAAUUACUACGGCAGGACGCCAGAGUCCGACAAUAUUCACAUCAAGCCAGUUCUGCUGCAAAAAGGGCGCACCAAAUUAGCCUUGUAUGGGAUGAGCAAUGUGCGGGAUGAGCGCUUGUUCAGAACAUUCCGAGAUGGUAAAGUCAAGUUCUAUCAGCCCUCGAUUCAGAAAAACGAUUGGUUCAACUUGAUGUGCGUACAUCAGAACCAUCACGCAUACACGGAAACAGGAUAUCUCCCAGAGAACUUCCUACCAGAAUUCCUCGACCUCGUAAUCUGGGGUCACGAGCACGAAUGCCUUAUCAAUCCAACGCUCAACCCAGAAACGAAAUUCCAUGUGAUGCAGCCUGGCUCCUCGGUGGCGACGUCGCUGGUACCCGGCGAAGCGGUCCCCAAGCAAGUCGCAAUCCUCAGCAUCACAGGCCGCGAGUUCAAAUGCGAGCCCAUCCGCCUCAAGUCCGUCCGUCCCUUCGCGAUCAGGGAGAUUGUACUCUCGGAGGAGAAAGGCGCGCAGAAGCUGGCACGGAAAGAAAACAACCGAACUGAAGUCACGCGGUUCCUGAUCUCGAUCGUAGAGGAGCUGAUUGAAGAAGCCAAAGCCGAAUGGUUGGAGAUGCAGGAUGACGCGGAGGAUGAGGAGGACGAGGAACGCGAAGUGCCAUUACCACUGGUGAGGCUGCGGGUCGAGACAUCCACACCGGACGGAGGCAGCUAUGACUGCGAGAACCCGCAGCGCUUCUCCAACCGGUUCGUGGGCAAGGUGGCCAACGUGAACGACGUGGUACAAUUCUACCGCAAGAAAAAGAACGCCACGACGCGCAAGAAGGACGACGGCGUCGACGAGGCGGCCAUGUCUCACCUUUCCACGCUGGACACGGUCAAAGUGGAACAGCUGGUACGCGAAUUUCUUGCCGCGCAGUCUCUGACCAUCCUCCCGCAAAACUCUUUCGGCGACGCGGUCGCGCAGUUCAUCGACAAGGAUGACAAGCACGCGAUGGAGAUGUUCGUCAACGAGUCGCUGGAGAGUCAAGUGAAGCACCUGAUGAACCUGGACCGCGAAGCCGACGAGAUGGACGACGAAGAAAUAGCCCAGAGCUCGAUCCAGAAGGCCAUGGAUAAAUACCGCACGCAGAUGGAGGACAUGUUCUCCCGGGGCAUCAAGAAACGGAGCACGCGCGGCAAGAAGCGGUUCAAGCCGAAGCCGGACGGCUGGGACACCGAGUUCGACGGCGAGUGGGAGGAUCAGCCAGGGGCUCUCAUCCACUCCGACAACGAAGGCGGCGACCCCAACAGAGAAGAAGCCGCAGAGGACGGAACCGAGACGGCCACUACCCGGAAGACAGCCUCGACUCGUGGUCGUGGGCGCGGCCGAGGCGGACGGGCCGCCGCAACGACGGCGACUACGACCACCACCUCGCGCACCGCAGCCAAAGCCGCAACGACGAAGAAAGCCACCCCGGCCAAGACGACCCGCGGCCGGAAACAACAAGUGAUAUCAGAUGACGACGAGAACGACGACGUGGUUAUGCUCGAUGAUGACGACGAAGACGACAACAACAACGCACCCCAAAUCCUCUCCGACAUCGACGAACACGUCGACGACGAUGACGAUGACGAUUCACAAGCCCUCUUCGUCAAGCAGCCAGCCACCAGAACGCGGAAACCAGCUGCACCCUCCGCCACCAGCCAGCGACGCUCAACACGCAGCGCAGCAUCCCCAGCCCCGUCGUCGGCGACGGUGGGUGGGACAGCAGCAACGGGCCGAAGCAGCAGAGCACGCCAGACGCAGAUGACGCUGAAUUUCACGGGCUCGCAGACGAGUACACGCGCACGCGGGGUGGAAUCGUCCAAACCAGCAGCGAAGGCUAGCCGUGGCACGAGAGGGGCGAGCGUGGCUAGUGAGGAGAUUGAUGAUGACAGUGAUGGGUUUGAACCUAUACAGAGUUCUCGCAGGCGGAGGUAA
Aspergillus clavatus NRRL 1 is the source of this 2451-nucleotide messenger RNA. Its product is annotated as MRX complex nuclease subunit. Gene Ontology annotation, cellular component: nucleus; Mre11 complex. Lineage: Eukaryota; Fungi; Ascomycota; Eurotiomycetes; Eurotiales; Aspergillaceae. The record is from RefSeq and is a predicted model, not a curated record. The transcript has a single exon. Bases 1 to 2451 code for a protein of 816 amino acids. Gene Ontology annotation, molecular function: 3'-5'-DNA exonuclease activity; manganese ion binding; DNA endonuclease activity. Gene Ontology annotation, biological process: mitotic intra-S DNA damage checkpoint signaling; telomere maintenance; double-strand break repair via nonhomologous end joining.